GGGAUGGGGGGAGCCUGGUGGCCUGCCGUCUAUGGGGUCACACAGAGUCGGACACGACUGAAGAGAUUUAGCAGCAGCAGCAGGCCUGUAUCUAUCGGGGAAACAGGUACAGAUUUCGUCCAGACCGUCAAAAUCAGCUAUUGCUACAUGCCAAGCCACUUUUAUGGCUAGCGCUCACUGGCCAGCCCCAGCAAUUGCUGAGCCUGUUUUCAAUCCCCAUGGCAGCUCCCUCUGUGUUUCCCCGUUCACAGCUGGAGUCGGGAACGGUUUGUCUUCUCUUAAUGGGAAACUUGAGCUCCAUGCAGGCUGUGAUCCGAGGCUGGACGCUGCCAGGUGGUUGUGUUUGGUUUUUUUUUUUUGGUGUAGGAUAAAGUGAUGUUUGCAGUCGAGGUUUUCAGUGUUAACAAUGGACAGCUUCAGAGAGCCCAGGGAUGUCCCAUCUCACCUCUUACUUUGCGCAGGAGACCCGGUGAGAGAAAUGGAGCUGUCCCUGUGGUAGAGCUGGGGACUGACUCUCCUGCUCCAUCCACACUUGCUGCUGCAGUCAGCAUGUAUGGUGGGCGUUUAUUAAUUUAUAACUAUAAAAUAAAUUUAUAAUUUAUUCCAGUAACGCCUUGUUAGAGAUGAGCUCUUUAGCACUUUAUUGUCCCUAAACUACUCCGCAGCCUCUUGACCCUCACUUCAAGUCUUCUUUGGCUUUUACCGUGCCCAGUGGGGAACAUGACUAUUUGGCCUCAGCGGUAGAAGCCUGCCCCUUGCCUGCCCCAGCCACGCGGCUCUCAUGCCUGUGGGUGGUGUGAUCCAAGAUUUGUUAUGUUAGAGCAAAAGGCAUGUUCUUGGCCAGAGUGGGUCUGGCCAUGUAGGUGGAAGGGCGUCCUUUCUGUCCUACAGAUUGGGCUCCAUCAUACCUGGAGUCAUGUGGUGUCUAAGGACUUUUUUAAGGUUCUACUGUGAGUCAGAGUUGAACCUGAAGCUGUUGCUGGGCUGGCCCUGCGUGUGGGAUUCUUCAGGCUUUGUGGCCCAAGGAUGUGCCUGGACCUGCUUGUCAGUGUCCCGACAAAUCUACAGCCUCCCUGCACAGACUUAGUCUUUCCAGGCUCCCCAGCCCAGGCCUGUGAGAUAAUGAAACAGAGCAGCCUGGAGGUCACUGGGCUCUAGUUGGUGGCAUAGCCAGCAGCUUUGUUGCAACUCAAGUAAAGAGGUAAAGAGGCAAGGAAGGAAUGCCAGAAAGGGGUGUUGCCCUGGGCGAGGCUCAGAAGCGCAGGAGGUGGAAAAGAGGCAGGAUGGAAGCCCACGGAUAGCAGCCAUGGAUGCCAAGUGGUGCUGAGGGCAGUGGGGCAUGGCUGCAGCCCUGCAGGUCCUGCGUCACUUGGCCAGAGCCCCCUCGGGCCCACUCCUCUUGGGGGGCCCAUUGGCCCGCCUGGCCAGUAGCAUGGCUCUGGCAGAGCAGGCACGGCAGCUGUUUGAGAGCGCUGUGGGGGCAGUGCUGCCGGGCCCCAUGCUGCAGCGGGCCCUGUCCUUGGACCCUGACAGCGGAGAGCUGAAGGUGCGGGACCGGAGCUUUCAGCUGAGGCAGAACCUCUACCUGGUGGGCUUUGGCAAGGCUGUGCUGGGCAUGGCAGCUACAGCUGAGGAGCUCCUGGGCCAGCAUCUUGUGCAGGGCGUGAUCAGUGUUCCCAAGGGGAUCCGUGCGGCCAUGGAGCAUGCCGGCAAGCAGGAGAUGCUGCUGAAGCCACACAGCUGCAUCCAGGUAUUCGAGGGUGCGGAGGACAACCUGCCGGACCGGGACGCUCUGCGGGCUGCGCUGGCCAUCAGGCAGCUGGCCGAAGGCCUCACAGCUGACGACCUGCUGCUCGUGCUCAUCUCAGGAGGGGGCUCAGCCCUGCUGCCCGCCCCCAUCCCACCUGUCACGCUGGAGGAGAAGCAGACGCUAACUAAGCUGCUGGCAGCCCGGGGGGCCACAAUCCAGGAGCUGAACACCAUCCGGAAGGCCCUGUCCCAGCUCAAGGGCGGGGGGCUGGCCCAGGCUGCCUACCCUGCCCAGGUGGUGAGCCUCAUUCUGUCAGACGUGGUGGGGGACCCCGUGGAGGUGAUUGCCAGCGGCCCCACUGUGGCCAGCAUCCACAGCGUGCAAGACUGCCUGCACAUCCUCAAUCGCUAUGGCCUUCGCACUGCCCUGCCACGUUCUGUGAAGACUGUGCUGGCCCGGGCCGACUCUGACCCCCACGGGCCACACACCUGUGGUCACGUCCUCAACGUGAUCCUUGGCUCCAACGCACUGGCACUGGCCGAGGCUCAGCGGCAGGCUGAGGCGCUGGGAUACAGGGCUGUGGUGCUGAGCACAGCCAUACAGGGCGAUGUGAAAAGUGUGGCCCAGUUCUACGGGCUGCUGGCCCGAGUCGCUGGAGCCCGCCUCGCCCUGCCUGGCCCUGGGGCGUCUGUGGAGGAGGAUGAACGACUCUGUGAACUAGCAGCUGACCUCCAGCUCCCAGAUCUGCAGCUGAAGGAGGCUCUGGAGGCUGUGGUGGGCGCUCGGGGCCCAGUCUGCUUGCUGGCUGGUGGCGAGCCCACGGUGCAGUUGCAGGGUUCAGGCAAGGGUGGCCGCAACCAGGAGCUGGCCCUGCGUGUUGGAGUGGAGCUGCGACAGUGGCCACUGGGGACUGUUGACGUGCUGUUUUUGAGCGGCGGCACUGAUGGGCAGGAUGGGCCCACAGAGGCAGCUGGGGCCUGGGUCAGGCCUGAGCUCACCAGCCAAGCUGCCGCUGAGGGUCUGGACGUGGCCACCUUCCUAGCCCAUAAUGACUCACAUACCUUCUUCUGCCGCUUCCAGGGUGGGGCACACCUGCUGUACACGGGGCUGACCGGCACCAAUGUCAUGGACGCCCACUUCCUGUUCCUGCAUCCGCAGUGAUGAUGUAGGUCAUGUUUUGGGGAACCCAGAAGAGGCCUGCAGGGCAGUGUCCUGGAACAGACCAGGUUUGGUCCCCAGGGCCCGACCAAGCUUCAGGGCCCUUCUCCCUUGGCUGUGGCUACUUGGUUGGCCCUCACACCUCCCAACCAGGGCCUCUUCUCUCUGUCCAGUUUCACACUGGCCAGGCAGAUGGGGGCUCUCUUCCAACCCUACUCUCAGCCAUGGCAGCAGGUACCCCAGAGGACCAGGACAGGCCCCUGGGUCAGUUCGCUGUUCCUAGUCUUCCCCCCAGGCAGCCCCUCUGCUCAGCUCCCAAGCCUGUUUCAUCUGUGGGGUGAAGCACGAAGGACUGAAAAUAAAAAGGACCACGCUCUGGGUU
This is a messenger RNA of Capra hircus (goat), 3290 nucleotides long. RefSeq names its product glycerate kinase (gene GLYCTK). Lineage: Eukaryota; Metazoa; Chordata; Mammalia; Artiodactyla; Bovidae. The record is from RefSeq and is a predicted model, not a curated record. The transcript is spliced from 5 exons. Gene Ontology annotation, biological process: protein phosphorylation. Gene Ontology annotation, cellular component: cytoplasm. The coding region runs from base 1340 to 2911 and encodes 523 amino acids. Gene Ontology annotation, molecular function: glycerate kinase activity.